AAACCAUCCGACAAAGGGCGCCACAAGUGUUGCACACGAUGGCGCGGCAAGCUUGGUCGAAACCGAUAGUGAGGACCCAAGAUGGCACGGGAUUUUAUGGCCACGAUUUCGUGAGUUUGAAACUGAAGAAGACAGCAGCUACUUCUACUACUUUUGAUUAGAAUUAGGCCCAUCCUCAUGCAGCAAAGUAGGAAUAUGUAGACGCACCACAUGAAGAGCGAAUACGUCAGGCUUUUCGACUUCUUCCGACAUUAGUUUUCGAUCUUGGGAGUCUUGUUCUUGUUGGUGCUCGGUAGUAGUUAUAUGACUGUGCAACCAACUUCGUUUCAGGCACGAAAAAGCCUGAGACUCGUGCUGUUUGUACCAGUACAGGCGAUUUUCUUAUUCUUAUCGCCUGUUAAUAGUGACGGAGCCGCCGCUCCACUUGCUUCUAACAUUCGCGACAACCACAGUCACAACGACGACGCUCAGGAACCAAAUGCUGCGAAAAGCAGAGCUUGGGGCUUCGUUCAGCGAUACCUCAGAAGGGGCCACAAGUGAGGCGCCUGCAGCUGGCAACGAAUAUCCAAAGAGUCAAAAAAAGGGGAAAAGGCCCUGA
Molecule: messenger RNA, 598 nt
Organism: Amoebophrya sp. A25
Lineage: Eukaryota; Dinophyceae; Syndiniales; Amoebophryaceae
Source: the annotation of a GenBank genome assembly